AUGGAAAAGUAUGAAAAAUUGGCUAAGAUUGGAGAAGGGUCUUAUGGUGUUGUAUUCAAAUGCAGAAACAAAACAUCUGGACAAGUAGUAGCUAUUAAAAAAUUUGUGGAAUCUGAAGAUGAUCCUGUUGUUAAGAAAAUAGCUCUAAGAGAAAUACGUAUGUUGAAGCAAUUAAAACAUCCAAACCUUGUGAACCUCAUUGAGGUGUUCAGGAGAAAAAGGAAAAUGCAUUUAGUUUUUGAAUACUGUGAUCAUACACUUUUAAAUGAGCUGGAAAGAAGCCCAAAUGGAAUUGCUGAUGGAGUGAUCAAAAGUGUAUUAUGGCAAACACUUCAAGCUCUUAAUUUCUGUCAUAAACAUAAUUGUAUUCACAGAGAUGUAAAACCUGAAAAUAUUCUGAUAACUAAGCAAGGAAUAAUCAAGAUCUGUGACUUUGGGUUUGCCCGAAUUCUAAUUCCAGGAGAUGCCUAUACUGAUUAUGUUGCUACAAGAUGGUACCGAGCUCCUGAACUUCUUGUGGGAGAUACUCAGUAUGGUUCUUCAGUCGAUGUGUGGGCUAUCGGUUGUGUUUUUGGAGAGCUCCUAACAGGCCAACCACUCUGGCCUGGAAAAUCAGAUGUGGAUCAACUUUAUCUGAUAAUCAGAACACUAGGAAAACUAAUCCCAAGACAUCAAUCAAUCUUUAAAAGCAACCAAUUUUUCCAUGGCAUCAGUAUACCUGAACCAGAAGACAUGGAAACUCUUGAAGAAAAGUUCUUAGGUGCUCAUCUCAUGGCUUUGAAUUUCAUGAAGGGGUGUCUGAAGAUGAAUCCAGAUGACAGAUUAACCUGUGCCCAACUCCUGGAGAGCCCUUACUUUGACUCUUUUAGAGAGGACCAUAUAAAAAGAAAAGCCCGUAAUGAGGGAAGAAACAGAAGACGUCAGCAGAAUCAACUGUUGCCUCUCAUACCAGGAAGCCACAUCUCCCCCACACCUGAUGGAAGAAAACAAGUCCUCCAGUUAAAAUUUGAUCAUCUUCCAAACAUUUAG
This is a messenger RNA of Orycteropus afer afer, 1029 nucleotides long. RefSeq names its product cyclin dependent kinase like 4 (gene CDKL4). The record is from RefSeq and is a predicted model, not a curated record. Gene Ontology annotation, molecular function: ATP binding; cyclin-dependent protein serine/threonine kinase activity. Gene Ontology annotation, cellular component: nucleus. The transcript is spliced from 9 exons. Gene Ontology annotation, biological process: protein phosphorylation. NCBI's taxonomy places the organism in Eukaryota, Metazoa, Chordata, Mammalia, Tubulidentata, Orycteropodidae. Bases 1 to 1029 code for a protein of 342 amino acids.